AUGUCGCUCACCGACGACGCCGCGGCGGCGCAAGCCAUCCACGCGCUGGACGCCCUAACGCCCGACCAGCGCGCCGCCCAAGCCGACCUCGCGCGCAUUCUCCACGCCGACACACCCUUCGUCGACGUCCACGAGCUGUUUGCCCUGGUCGACACGCUGUAUUUCCGUGCCACGCUCCGCGCGCGCGUCGAAGUCUCCUGGUCGUCGCGCUUGACUCUUUGCGCUGGCAUCUGCGAGCUCGUCAAAAACGCCCAGGGGAAAUACACGCGCAUCCGCCUCAAGCUGUCCGAGCCGCUGCUCAAAUUUCGCCCGCGCUCCGACACGGUCAAUACCCUGCUGCACGAGGCCAUCCAUGCCUACUUCUUCGUCACCUCGUUCUGGCACCACUCCCGCGACGACAAGUCCGGGCACGGUGCUGCGUUUCAAAUGCUGGCCUCGGCCAUCAAUGGGCACGGUGGUUUUGAUGUGACCGUCUUCCACGCGUUUCACGAUGAGGUUGACAGCUACCGCACUCACGUGUGGUUGUGCGAUGGCCCCUGUCGAGCUAGUCCGCCCUACUUCGGGCUCGUCAAGCGCAGCAUGAACCGAGCGCCUGGCAAGAGUGACAGCUGGUGGUCCCAGCAUCAGCAAGACUGCGGCGGUGCCUUCACCAAAAUAGCAGAGCCUGACCUGACCAAGAAGCAGAUCGACGCCCUGAGUGUGAAGGAGAGAGCCGGCCGCCAGAAGAACAAAAUUGACCGUUGGAUCAAGGUUGCUCCCAGCUCUAUUGGAUCUACCCAAGGGGAACCGCCCUCGACCCAUGUGAACCCAACCGCCCGGGACUCCAGUGCUAAACGGGAACGCAGCGAUGAGGAAAGCAUUCCAACCCCCCAACAAAAGAAAACACUCCUUGCUUGCCCCAUUUGCGACGUCCCCGUCACCGAGGACACCGUUAACGACCAUCUUGACUCUGUGCACGGGACUGGCUGA
Lasiodiplodia theobromae is the source of this 969-nucleotide messenger RNA. RefSeq names its product Sprt-like domain-containing protein spartan. Gene Ontology annotation, molecular function: single-stranded DNA binding; polyubiquitin modification-dependent protein binding; metalloendopeptidase activity. The coding region runs from base 1 to 969 and encodes 322 amino acids. Gene Ontology annotation, cellular component: nucleus. The record is from RefSeq and is a predicted model, not a curated record. The transcript has 2 exons. NCBI's taxonomy places the organism in Eukaryota, Fungi, Ascomycota, Dothideomycetes, Botryosphaeriales, Botryosphaeriaceae. Gene Ontology annotation, biological process: DNA damage response.